Molecule: messenger RNA, 7681 nt
Organism: Myotis daubentonii (Daubenton's bat)
Lineage: Eukaryota; Metazoa; Chordata; Mammalia; Chiroptera; Vespertilionidae
Exons: 3
Coding region: 1-1008 (335 amino acids)
Source: RefSeq, a predicted model, not a curated record
AUGCCCGUGUUUACAGAGGACCCGGAAGGUGCAGCCACCGCUCUGUCCCAUGUGAGCGCGCCGGGGAGGCGCCGGGCGCCCGGGCCGGGCGGGUUCCGGGGCCGCAUCCGCUGCGCGCGGGGCCGGUGCUCGGCACGCUGCGGCCGGAGCCGCUCGAAGCGGCCGGAGCCCGGUCGCUUUCGGGGUGCAGAUCGGGCCCGGGUCCGGGGUUCGGGCCAGUGCCCACCCGAGGCGCCCGAACUUUCCUUCCCGGAGUUCCCCGAGCCGCCCGCGGAGGCGGCCCAGCCCCGGAUUCCAAGCCCGGCGCACGCAAAAAUAGCCCGUGGCCGGAUUAGCACGUCCCAGCGGGCUGACCAGGCCGGACAGCGCGGCUCCAGCCCCCGCCCAACAGCUGAGGGUCCCGGGAGCGGGAGGGCUCCGAGUCCGGCUGGUCUCCAGGCUCCUCUGAGCUGUACCCUCCCCCCUUACGUUCUCCUUCCCGGCCACCACCGGUGGGUGGUGUCUCCCAAGCUGAAACUCCAGCGCAGAGGGUGGAACUUCUUGGGAUCAUCCCCGCCCCAGCUGUGCUCCCUGGGGAUGGGAAUCCAGAAGCUGUGGAUCGAGGGAAGGUGGGGACUGGCCCCGUCUCCCCCAUCAGUAAACACGGAAACUGCAGGGCUAUGGCAGCUGCUCCCAAAGACACCCCUACGCGGUGCUCCGCGGCCAAGAGGAGUAGCCAGGGCUGAGCCGGAGGCCACUGCACGGUGCCUUGAAGCAGGCCGUCUCUUGGCUGGGGUGUUGGGGAGAUGGAGGGACCCCAGCUCCGAAGGGCAGGGGGUGGGGGCUGGCUGUCGGACCUGCUGGGGACAUGUCUGUGGGGAAUGGGCAGGGGGCCCCCAGCCAUGCCUGCCUGAGGCCCAGAUGCUCUUGACCAGAGUUCCUUAUGUGUGCACAGCUCGGGGCUGUGUGCAUGUGUGUGUGUCUGGGUGGGCGGGGCCUGGGUCAGGAGGCCCUCUAGCUCUGUGCUAGGAAAGGCCCCCGUUCCCCCCCUCCCCCCCCAUCUUGGGACUUCCUGGCAGAGAAGAUUCAGGAUGAAACUGGCUUUUCUGGUUUGGCUCAGCUAUAGGCUGGGCUCCUUCCACCCCGUGGAACUAGCCUCGGCCCCCUACCCCCACCCAGAGAUGGAGAGGAAGCCGGGGAGCCCAGCAGCUGGCUGGGACCCAAGAGGUUCCUGAGGCUGAGCCCCCGCCACCAGGAAUUGUUCUGGGCAAUCCGGGUCCUUUUCUCCGAGAACCCGACAGGGGCCGAUAGGGGGUUACACGAGUCAAGUGGCCCCAGAUUGGAGGUGUCAGGCCCCAGGCCCCUUCCCAGUGCCUUUAAGCAGCUCCAGGGGCUGAUGGGCCGCCCACUGCUCAGACGGGCUGAUCAGGGCCAGCAGCACUGGACCCUCACUCUUUGCCCGGCCCUAGUGUGCUGGCCAGACAAGCUUCCGUCCUGGGGAGCAUGCAUUCCAGGGGCACCCUUGGUUCGGAGGGAAUCACCCAGGGCUCCCUGCCUUUUGGGGCCCUCUUAGGGUCUUCUCAGCUCCGACUGCUGCUCAGGGUACCCCCUCCUGCCACCCCGUUGCUGCUCUCCCCGGAUGUGAGGGGCUCCUCCAUGUCAGCUCCGGUUUCCCCACUCUGGUGCCUGUAACAGGAUCAACUUUCUGUCCGAGGAUCGGAUUCCUCGGCUCCUGCCUGCUUUCUGGGUUGGGUGUGUUUUUGGGGCGCUUCCUCCUCCCUGAACUAAGAUGCUCUGGGUUGCAGAAGGUGGAGCGAGGGCCCAGGGGGGCCUGACAGCCCUGCACACCCUGAGGAACACUGAGGCCGGCCCCUUACCUGGGGGUGUGGCCAGGGCCAGCGAGGCAGGCACACAGCUCCUGGGCUGGCAGGGCCCACAGCUUUAAACUCUCUUGGAGGCUUUCAGAGCCCUGGGCAGUGACUGGCCUCUCUGAGCCUCAGUUUCCUCAUCUGUAAGAUGGACACAGGGGACCCCUCCCAAGGCCUGUGAUAAUUCAGUUGGUUGGUCAAGGAUCUUUGGUUUGAAGCAGGUGUGUCAGGAUAGUGCUGACUGAAGCCAUUUCUGCUCUGAUAACACACUUCAGGGACUCGGUUUCCCCUCGUGGGGCCUCUCCAGCACUGUCCAGCAGCCGUGUGUGCUGGGAGGGUGUUGCUAAGCCCCGACGGUGUCUGGGCACCAGGGAGUACUGUGUGCUCAGUCAGGGGCACUGCUGGGGGCUCUGCCUGGUGACCAGACGUGUUGCUGGGAUCUGGACCUCUUCCCUGCAGUUUGAGGGGCUGAUGUCACCCAACUCCUGAGAUCCAGUUAGACCCCAGAUUGUCGCGCCCGGAAUCUGCUGUAGCUGUGUCCCUGCCCCGACCCCCUUGCUGACGGCGGGCGGCAGGGGUGGGACCUUUGACCCCGCUGAGCCUCGGUGCUCCCCAGCCCCGGGUUAUAUCUGCUUCCGUCCACCCAGCGGGGUUAGAGGCUUGAUCCUGGCGUUGGUAACCCCUGGGCCAUGGGUGCCUGCUGGGCCUCGGACAGGACCUCCCCCCGGGGCUAGUGCUCCCUUUCCUCCCUGUUACCACCUCCCAGGUCAGGUCCUGCCCCUGCAGGGCCCCUACAGCAGGAGGACUCUUGUUCCGUUGUUGGCCCUCCGCAUGCCCCUCUGGGGUGACAGACGGGGCGGGUGACAUGGGCAGGCAGGGUUUGUCGUGUCCUCCUUCUGACGGGAUGAGGGCACCACGCAGGCUGUUGGCCAGGUCUCAGGCCUACCCGCUCCCCCCUGAACCUCAUUUCUUCCAAGAAAGAUAGAGGGGUAACUGGGAGGGUUGGGCCCGGCCCAUAUCCUUCCCAAUAGGGGAAGCUCAGACAGGUGACCCCCACUUUGCCGCACAGUAGCACGUGGUGGAGAAGGACUGGACUCCAGGCCGCCCGACAGCUGUGGUCCCGCUCCGCGGGGAGAGCUGGGUCGGGGUCAAACAGAAGACAGGGUCAGAGAUCAGGGCUCCCGUGGGGCGGUUGGAGGAGCUGGCCUCUCCGCUUCUCCUGGGACUGUGCUCAGGUGAGCUGGGGACACGUUGGGGCAAGUGUCCCGGGGUGGGGCCAUUGCUCCAGCUGACCUCAGUGGUGGGCGGUUCCCUGGGGCCGGGCACGACAGGGAGCCCAGGCUUGGCAGGUCUGGUCCCGGGCCGGGCCAUCCACUUGGCCUUCAGCACCCUCUGCCAGCCUCGUCCUGCGAGCGUGCGGGGAAGGCCAGAGUGCAGCGGUGGCUGCUGCUCACACCUAAGGAGCCAGCUGCACAGCCGCCGUGGCUGCCGGCCAGGCCUGCGCAGGCCAGAACCUCUCCCAGUCUCCUCCUGCCUCUUGGCCACAACCUUCCCAAGCGGCAUCUCUGAAGGGUUCCCUCCCCGGUUCCCCCAGUGGCUCCUGCUCAUGGCCAGGCUCUGGGCCCUCUGAUCCCUGGGCUCACCCCUUGCUCAGGUUGCUCCCCCAGAGCCAGAGCCGGAGCCGGAGCCGGCAGGCAUGGCCAGCCUUCCUGCUCCUGAGCAGGUCCUCUGUGCUCAAGCGCUGUGGGCCCUGCCGCCCUGCACUGGCUCCUGCUCCCUGGCCCCUCCUGCUCCCUGCAUGGUGCCAGCCCGAAGGAUCCCUAGUCAGCCCCACAGCAGGAACCUGGGUCGGUGGGACCCGCCCCUGCGCCCCACCUGCCCUCUGCCCUGAUGGCUGCAGCAGCUCCCACCCCUCUCGCUGCCGCUUAAAGCAGCCCCCGAGGUCCUGUGACUCUGUGGGCCCUCGUCCCUCAGCCUCAUCUCUUGCCCCACCCUUGUCCUGGGCUGUUCAAAGUGCCUAGGGUGCAGCGCCCUCAGGUGCAGUGUGGUUUUGUGCCCCCACCCCUGCUGGGUUGGGUCCCCACCGUUGGCACUUGCUUUGUCAGCCAUCCUUGCUUUACUUCCAGAUGCCCCUUUGAGUGUCUCCUGCUGGGCUGGGCCGGGUGGGCGGCCGUGGAUGUUGCCAGAGUGACUCAGAUGCUGUGUGACCCAGGCAGGCCGGCCGCCCCUGACUGUGGUUUCUCCCUGCACCGAGGGGUCAGCGCAGCGGAGAUGCUGUUGGGAUUUCCACCAUGAGGGGCCGUCUGGGAACAAGAGCCCACUGUACGCCUGGGGGAGGCUGGACACUGAGCCACUGUCUCCUCCGGGCGGGCGCUGUGCCCUCCCCGUCCAGACUCUUUGUCCGCCUGGGCCUGCCCCUCCCCCACACCCUUGGGCCCUAGCGUGGAGCCCCCCUGUGAAUCCCACCCGCUUGAGGCCCAGAUGGGAACUGGGCACCCAGGGGUGGGGGAGGCUGGGUGUCCUGGAGCUGCGUGGGCUACAGAGCUCCUCCUGCCUCUCCCCCCACACAGGAGGGACUUGAGGGAGGCGAGGGACACCGGGAGGUCUGGGAGCUGGUGCCUCCAUCAUGAGUGGCUCUUGUGUUCCUGGACGGACUGUGGGCCUGUGCCGCACCCUGUGCUCGCUCCCCACCCUCUUCCCACCUCUUUGCUUGUGCUGUUCUGCCCCGACCUGGGCAUGCGGUCCCCUCCUCCUCCCAGACCCCAUGGAAGGGUCAUCUUCAUGAAGCCCCCGUCACCCUGACCAUGGGGAUCGGCCCUGCUAGCCUGUGCUCCAGAGUGCCCCGUGCUCCCGGCACUGUGGCCGGCGGUGAGGGGACACACACGGGUGACGAACUCCCGAGCGGUCCGGUGGGGCAGCCUGACCAGCUGCGGGCCUGGAACGUGUUGGAGGCUCGGAGGCAUGUGCAAGGCAGGGCCCUAGGAUGGGAGGGAGCCAGGUGACAGGAGGCCAUGGGGCAGUGGGAGCCAUGGAAAGUCAUGGAUGUGUGCGGUGGGGUGAGCCACUCACCAAGCUGGCAAAGAUUCCUUGUUCUGCUGAGCGGAGAACCAGCUGAUCACCCAGGAGUGCCAGGCCUGCUGGGGAGGCACGGAGAGGCCAGCUCCCCAGCACCCAGCCUGUGGAUUCCCAGCAGUGGUCCCAGGUGCCGCUCUUGGCACCAUUCCUCUCUGGACCUCACAAUGGCUCCACAGAGGUAUUGGCCCGUUUUCCAGGAGAGAACACCGAGGCACAUGGUGGUGGGGUGGCGGGGACAGACUGAGGCCAGCACAGCUGCCCCCUCUGAAAUGCUCAGCAGGCCCCCAUCCUGCUUAGUCCCUCCCCACAAGGCCCCACAGGGUCCAGUAUAGUCUCGGGGUCACAUCACCUGGAUGCCUGUGUGGCAGGCGUGGCCUGACCUGGCUCUGAGGGCACAUGGGGAUGCUGUCGCCGCCCUGCAGGUUCCGGAAGCCCCUAUCAGAUAAGGCCUAUCUGAUCACCGUCUGUGUGAUGUUGCCUGAACUCCCACCGCCAGUGCCUGGGAGCCAGAGCUGCCCUUCCCAGUCACUUCCUUACUAACAGGGGGGUCUUAGAAUCUACAUGGCCUGUGAAGGGCGGGCUGGUGGGUGCUGACCAUGUCAGGGGACAGCAGGUCUGGGCUGGGUUUGUGGUGUGAGUUGGGCGAGUGCCGAUCUCCUGGUUCAGUUCCCAGAGACCCGUUCUCAGGACGCCUUCAUGUUGGAACGCCCCCCCCCCCCACACACCUGCCUCCGACCCCCUGCAAGGACCCACCCGUCUGACCCCACAUUGUGGGGACCAGCGUAGGCAGGGUGCCCAGAAGGGAUUCCCAGUGAUGUGCAAACACAUGCUUCAGCCCUUGCUCUGAAUCACAUGGGUGAGGGCAGAGGACAGGGGCUUGGCUCUGAGGGGCUACAUGAAUGGAAAGACCCCUAGGUGCAUAGUCAGCUCAGAGAAGAGGCUGGACCGUAUGGGAGGGGUAAGAGCCAGGAGAAGGCACCCACCAAGCCGGCUCCUGGCUGGUGUAGCGUAAGUGGGAGCUGUGAGCGGUGCCCGGGGACUGUCCCUAACUGGUGCAGGGCCAGUCGGAGUAUGAGUGGUGAGUAGUGUCACUAUAGGGGUAAUGGGAUCUGUGAGCUGAGUCCUGGUCCUGGCCCUGGUCAGUGUAGAGGCAGUAGGAACUGUGAAUAGUAUUCUGGGCUCAGCCCUGUUUGGUAUAAAGCCAAUAGGAGCUGCCAGCCACAUCCUGGCCCGGCCCCAGUCGAUAUAGGGCCAGCAGGAGCUGUGAGCCGUGUCCAGGCUGUUUUUGGUCUGUGUAGUGGCAGCUGUGAGAACUGUCCUGGGCCUGUCCCUGGUCUGUGGGGCAGGAGGAGCUCUGCUCGCAUCCUGCCUCCCUGUGCAGUGUAAGCGAGCGCUUUCUUGGUCGUUCUAGAGCCAGAGUUGCUCUGAGCACAGUCCUGGCCCUUCUCUGUCUGUGUAAGUCCAGUAGGGGAUGUGAGCGGCAUGCCAGACCUGUCCCCAGUGAUGCUACCCUGAAUAUGUGCCUUUGGGCAAAUCAAGCCUCUUUUGGCCUCAGUUUCCUGAUUUCUAAGGUAUGGGCGGGGCUUUCUCUAUAUUUACUGCAAGCAGUGGCAAGGGAGGCUCACAUGUGGAAGCUGUUUCUAGGGGUGUUGGUGGGUGGGUUACAGACCUGUCGGGGGCUGAAGCUCUUUGAGGAAUUUUGGGGUCUCUGCCCUGAGUAGUGCUCGGCCUCCCCCCUGGUGUCCACGUCCCCCAUUGUGCUCAGGGAGCCCUCUCAAUCUUGGAUACCCUGUUUUCAGAUCCUGUGUGGUCCUUUGGGGAGGAGGGUUCAGAUCUGUGCUGAAAGUGACGUUUUGUAAAGGGGGGAAAUAGGGUGCCGGGUGGGCCACGGUCCCAUGACCUUUGCCUCUCGGUUACAUGGCCGUGCAGAGGCGGCCCACAUCCAACCCUGGCCUCUCUGCUUGGGGUCCUGGGCCUUACCCUGCGCCUAAGCGAAAGGUUUGGGGGUGGGUCUCAUACUUAGGUUUGAUGCUGGACAGGCAGCCCUCCCAUGGCUGAGCUUUCUUUGCUGGUAUUUAUGGGCGCAUGGCACCCCCUGGUGGUCAUGGCAGUGCCUGCGCCCAGGUGGUUUUCAGGAGGUUCCAGUAGUGGUAACAGCUCUCAGACUCUGGGAAGCCACGUGGCCACUCCUCUGUGACCUGGAGCCUUCGCAGACCCCACCUGUGAGCCUUUCUCUCUGGAGCCGAUGGCAUGGUGGUUAGAGGGUGAGGUCUCAGAUUUGCCCUGUGUAUGGAUGGGUGAGCUCAGCCUGGCAAUGCCCUCACGCUCACUCAGAUCUCUGCUCUGGCGGUUCCCUGUGCCAGGAGCAAUCCCCUCCUUCUGCCCCUACCCCCCUCCAAGCCUUGCUAACUUGAUAACCUCCUUCAAGCCUUUGUUCAGGUGUCACCUCACAAGGAGGCAUCACUGCGCUCAGCAACUGUAAUGUGCUGAUUUUGUCCCUGUCAUACUUCGCACCCGUAAACAAAAUAUCUACUUAUAGAUUCACUAGAGGCCUGGUGCACGGAUUUGUGCACUGGUGGGGUCUCUCAGCCUGGCCUGCAGGGACCAGGCCGAAACCAGCUCUCCGACAUCCCCCAGUGGUCCUGGAUUGCGAGAGGGUGGUUCUUGGGUGACGCACCCCGGAAUCCGGCUCCCUCCUCUCUGGUUCCAGCUGCAUAAUCCAAUAACCAUAGUUGCCAAGUCAUUGUAGCUCGACAGCU